CACGCCUCUGCAGACAGUCAGGACAUGCACGUACGCUACGCGCAACGCAAACAGGUAUCAAUCAGUCACCUUACUGCCCCACCCUGCCCCCCACUCACUGCCUCUGGAACUGCACGGACAUGUCUGUGUUGGCUGGGCUGCCUGUAUCCCCUCUCGCCCGUAUUGUCGGCAGCUGCUGCUGGCUGCUGCUGUUGUUGUUGUUGGGCUGCCCCUGGCGCGCUAGUGCCGUUCACACGGGGGGCUGAUGUGUUGUGGGAGGGGGAGAGCUGGGGCGAUGACGCUGGUUGCUGCUCUUGGAGCCUUUUGUACUCGUCGUACGUCAGCAAUCUGCCACGCACAGACACGCACACGCUGCUUGUUAGUUGUUGGGUGCGGUUCUCUCUCUCUCUCUCUCUCUUUUACGAGAAGGGCGGUUCGGUGGAUGCCCUGUAGAGGCUGGUGAUGUUGGCGACGUCGUCGGCCGACCGCGCAAUGAUCCAGCAGCUCUGCGUGUCGAUGGGCGUCACGUGCACAAAGAUCGGCGAAAAAAACUGACACAUCACACACACACACACACACAUAUAAAUCCACACCCAUCCAGACCAUGGCAUGGACGGUCUGUGAGUGAGGAGGAGAGUGUAGGCAAUGCAGGCAGGCACCUUCAUGAUGUCCCAUUUGCCCCAGUUGUUGGGGUAGCCUGACAUAAGGAAGUGCCGUGACAUGUCGGCCUCGUCCUUGCCGCUCAGGUUGAUGACACUCGGCUGCGUCUUGACCAGCUUGAUCCGGUUGAUCAUCAAAGGCAGCAGGUCCAUCACCGACCGCUGCUUGUCGUGAACAGAGUACGUUCGCGGACCCCUACACACACACACCCAGAGAGAGAGAGAGGGAGGGAGAGAGAGGGAGAGAGAGAGGAAGAGGGGAGUUGGGGGGAAGGGAGGAGGUCCAUCCAUCUGCACACGCCCACACACGCCCAUCCAUCCUACUUGAAGUCGAUUUGGCUCCAGUUGAUUUUCUUCUUAGUGAUGAUGUGGUUGAGUUGUAGGAUGAAGACCACAGACGUCACGAGGGCGUCAAAGCCCGCCUCGUGGCUCAUGUCGUCGCUGUACCGCUCCACACCCAUCGCAAACUCAUCCACACCACUAGUGUCUCCCCCCUGUGUCACAAUGCCAUUGCCGCCGCCGGUGUCUUGAUCCCGCUGAUCGGCAUCGCUGUCCAGCAGUUGGGUGCCGCUGCUGCUGCUGCUGCUGCUGCCGUCGUUGCCAUCGGAGCCGGUGGCUUUGGCGACGAGUGGUUCGUAUGCCUUGGGCAGGCUCCAUUGAGUGCCGGGGAUUGACUGGACGUCGAAUGAGAGGGGCGGGGAGGGGUCGGUCAUGGAGGUGGACGCUAUCGCCACCAUGAAGUCACACAAUCCUGCAGACAGACAGGGACAGACAGACAGACAGACAGACAGGGAGUCGUGCAGUGCAUGGACACCUACCUGUGCUGUGCGUGUCUGUGGGGGAGGGGAAAGGUAGGUCUACCUACCUACCUUUGAGCGUGGGAGGUGCCUGCAGUGCUGACAGAAGUUCGUUGGUUUCAGCGAGGUAUUUGGUGUCGAGUGUGCAGGGGAAUCUGUCCAUCCACUGCCGCUUGAACUCGUACACCUGACCCGGAAGCUCGCUGCAUCCAUCCAUCAGAUCCGUCCGUCCACGAACAAAACACACACACGAGCUGAGCGCAGCGCCUUGCCUUUCUCCCUCUCUCUAGAGAGUGUGUCCGCGCCCUGCGGUGACUGACUCGUAGAAGGUUUGGUAGAGGUGUAGCAGGUCGUAGAAACAGUUGUGGCCGACAAUGAGCUUCUGGCCGCGGGACACCUCGUCGAACACAUGACGCACGCCCACCUGCAGACAGUCACGCCAGGCAUCGAAUCGAUACAUACGCACACAGAGACACUGACUGACUGACUGAUUGAUUGCAACACACCCGCACUCUCCCAUUGAUUCCCCCCCACCAUUUCGUCGAUCUUCUGCAGCUCGCCUUCGAGUGAGCGGAUCUGCUGGUCGUGCACCUCUGACUGAGACCUGACAUGGACUCACACGGAUACGAUGACGAUGAUGGCCCUCCACACACCUUGCUCGUGCAUGCGUACGUACGGAUGGCAUUGCAUCCAUGGAGGUGUGUAUGUCAGUCACUUACGGACCUGUAGACGCACAGGAGUCGCUGGUCGCCCCUCUUUGACGAAUGGCUGUAUACCUCAGGGAACUCCUGACCUGUUUAAACACAUGCAUGAACACACACACAUAGACACAUUGACACAUACAUUGAAUUCACUGACAUGGGCGAUGAUAUGAUGUGUUGCUUCUUUAGUGAGUGAGUGAGUGUCCGACCGAUGAUGUUGUGCAUGACCAGCCUUUGGAAGGCGUUGUCCAUGGGGAUCUCCAGCGGACGGACCUCGCCACACUCGAUCCAAUCACGAACCUGUACACACACAUAUAUACACACACAUGGACGGAUGGAUGGAUGGAUGUACGGAUGGCAUAAGCAUUGCCAAUCUGUCAUUUACCUCACCUGUCCUCGCACCCUGUCGACAAAUUCCUUGUCAUACCCCUCCGGCAAAGCCAGCGGCGCCACACCAGGACCAGCACCCCCCUGUCCCUGUGACCCCUGUGUGUGCCUGGCGGCGGCCGCACUGGUGGCCUCCCGCAUCUUCUUCUGCAGCCCCUGCAGCUCGUCGAUCUUGCUCUGCACCACGGCGCGCCUCUCCUCCUCGUCCCUGGGGCGGAUGAAGCCGAUGCCGCCGCCGACCCACUCGUUGAAGUUGAACGCGUUGUCGCGCAGGAAGUUGAGUGUUCGGAUGGAGACCUGGAAUGUCUUGUCUUCGAUGUGUGUGGGGUAGAUGUAUAUGCUGGAAGGGGUCAGCAGCCAUCGGCUGGGGUCGCUCGCUGACAGACAAACAGGUGAACAGGUGAAGCAACCAAGAAAGAAACCGCACCGCCACACCCAUCGCUGCGCUGCCGUGUCUGACUUUUCUGUGUGCGGUGUGUUGCAGUGAGUGGCUUACGUGAUCGUCUGGCGGUGCAAAUGCCGACCUGCACCGGCAGGAACUGCCUGGCGCCCUCAGCGUGCGCCUCAUAACACCGCUCCACACCCACAAACCGCUCGUCACGACUGUGAAGACCUGCAGCCAAACACACACACACACACACACAUCCAAACAGAUCAAAAGUCCAUGUCAGGCAGCCCUCCCCCGCACCUACCUGUGAGCUCCAGGUCGAUUGUGACAAAUUCUGCCUCUCUGAUGGCUUUAAGGAUGAGAGGGCACCGCUGCGCCCAUGUCGGAUGCGACGUGGCGUUGGCCAGCGGCAUUGAUGAUAUAGAGCACGACGGUGAACUGUUGCGGCCGGCCGAGCUCAGCCGCCCCAGCGAACGAAGCAUCGCUGGCGUGACGAUGGGAUGGAUGAAUAGACGCCUCUUCUGCAGCAGAGCAGCACCGACACGAGGAUGAGUCUUAAGAGCAGAUGACGGCGUUGUUGCAACUCAAUCGAUGCUGGGAGCCCAAAGCGCG
Vitrella brassicaformis is the source of this 3523-nucleotide messenger RNA. NCBI's taxonomy places the organism in Eukaryota, Vitrellaceae. The record is from the annotation of a GenBank genome assembly.